This is a messenger RNA of Cynocephalus volans (Philippine flying lemur), 3132 nucleotides long. RefSeq names its product caspase recruitment domain family member 6 (gene CARD6). Gene Ontology annotation, biological process: regulation of apoptotic process. The record is from RefSeq and is a predicted model, not a curated record. NCBI's taxonomy places the organism in Eukaryota, Metazoa, Chordata, Mammalia, Dermoptera, Cynocephalidae.
AUGGCUAUUAAGAGUGUUCCCUCAGAGAUCAUAGAAGGAAAAGGAGAAUAGUUGCUUGAAAUCCUCAAACAUAAUCCUGAUUCUAUUUUAGACACGUUAACCUCUCGGAGGCUGAUUUCGGAGGAAGAGGAUGAGACCCUGGGGAAUGUUACAGAUCCCCUGGAAAAAAGUCGGAAGCUGUUAAUUUUGAUACAGAAAAAGGGAGAGGUCAGCUGUCAGCAUUUUCUCAAGUGUUUACUUAGUACUUUUCCAGAGUCAGCAACCAUCUGGGACUUAAGGCACGAAUUUUUAAAGCAUGAAACUAUAGCACCUUCUCAGUCUAUGGGGGUAAGCGAGAAUUCAGAAGAUGCUUUUUGCCCUGGAAAGAAACAGCCUGAAGGGCCAAAUCCCGAGAUCUCAGAGUCCUUCAAAAAGAAAGCACACUUGGACUUGGAAACCUCUGAGUUUUUGAGGGACAAGAAAACUAGUUACAGGGAAACUGCUUUGUCCUCCAGGGAGAAUGAGAAGGGAUAUGACACUCCAAAAGUCACAUCAUAUUUAGUUGAGAAAGUUGAAUAUGAAGUUCCAGCAACUAUGCCGUGUUUAAGAGAUGGAAAGAGAUACGAGGAGCCAGAUGAUUCUUUAUACUUAGGAAAAGAGGAAUAUCUAGAAUAUAUUGGAUACCUUGAGGAUGCAGAAACCACAAUGAAAAAGGAUUAUGAUGAUCCAGAGCACAGCGUAGAUGAUGGCAAAGAGGACUCUGAGUACUCAGUAACCACAGAGUUCUCUGGUGAAGAACAGAGUUACAAGGAUUCAGAAACCAGCAUUUCAUUGGAGGAGGAGGAGAAGAAAAAUAUGGGAGAAAGAAAACAAGUGUUUAAAGAUGUCCUGUCAUGUUUGAACAUGUAUAGAAGCAGAAAGCUUCUGCCAGAUUUUGUGAAACAAAUCUCCUUAGAUCGAGGACAUAGGUGGACAACGGAGACUCCAGGAGACUUGGCCUAGAAUUUCCUGAUGAAAGUUCAAGCACUAGAUGUAACAGCCAGAGAUUCAAUCCUCAGGCAGAAGGUUCUGGAUAAAGAUGGUAAAGGGGAAUUGCUGACUGGAGUGGAGAAUUUGGAAAUUGGUGAGAUUCAAACCAUUAACCCCCUUGAUGUCCUUUGUGCCUCCAUGCUGUGUUCAGACAGCUCUUUGCAAUGUGAAGUCAUGUCAAACAUGUAUCAAUGCCAGUUUGCUCUUCCUCUGCUGCUGCCAGAUGCAGAAAAGAACAAAAGCAUCUUAAUGCUGGGGGCCGUGAAGGACAUUGUGAAGAAGCAGUCAGCACAGUACUCAGGAGGCCCUGCAGAGGAUACAGAACAGUUUCUGACUCUGAUGAAGAUUCCUGUUACCUCUUUUGUCCGCCUAUGAUACUGUAGCUUCUCCAAGUCCAGAAUCCUCAACACACUGCUCAGCCCUGCCCAACUGAAAACACCCAAAAUUUUUCUCCAUCAGGAUUUGCCUGUUCUGAUGCUUCCCUGGCAAAUCUCUGAUGGCCUAGUUGAGAUAACAUGGUAUUUUCCUGACAGUGAUGAUCUAAAGGAAAACCCUAGUUUUUUCCAAAAGCCUUUUGUAGUGGCCAGCCUUCAUGGAGAUCUAGAAAGUUUUUGGACACAGUUUGGUUUUUUGAUGGAAGUUUCCUCAGCUGUUCUUUUUCUUUUUUUUUUUUUUUUUUUUUUCACUGACUGCCUAGGUGAGAAGGAAUGGGACCUGCUAAUAUUUUUAGGAAAAGCAGCCAUUGAAAGAUCUUACUUUGUUCUUAGUCCCCAAGCCAGGGAGAGUGAAGAGGCUCAGAUCUUCCAGAGGAUCCUGAAAUUGAAACCAACACAGCUACUGUUUUGGGGGGAGGAAACUGGGGAUAGAAGGAGGAACAUGGAAGGCCUUCAAGCUGCCUUCCAGGAAGUGAUGUCUUCUUCACUCAGAUGUGUGUCCAUGGAGGACAUGGCCUACCUGGCUGGGGAGUUGCGGAUUCAGGUAGACCAAGACUUUGAGAACGCUCAAGGACUUCAAGUUUUCACUAGUGAAAAUAUGGCUGGAACAGCUGAAGGUGAAGGACAACAAAGACAUAGUCAGCCAGAAAGCUCAUCUGAAAGCCAAGCUCAGAUGCUCAUAAGAGAACCUGGGGACAGAUGUGCAGUCAGCCAGAAUCUUCAGAAUUUUCACCAUAUCCCAGUAUUUAUGCCUCAUCUAGAAAACUCCUGGCCCUUACCAACCAGAUGUGGAGGUAACUUUAACCAUGUUUCCUUGAAAGCCUCCUGGGUGGGCUCCCACUUUGGGUCAGAGCAGAGGUCUAAAUGGUUCUGUCAUUUGUCCUUUCAGAAUACAACGGGCAAAAGUUUUGGUAUUCAAUACUUCCAACCCCAGAGAUUUUAUUCAGGUGAAAGAUGCAUGAAAUUUUCAAGAAUGGCUUGGGGACAUCACUUGAAAGGAACAUUUGGGAGGCCCCCAAGACCCAUUUCUCAGUGUGUACAGACCUGUCCUAAGAGACCACAAACAAUAGGAACCCUUGGGAGUUCUGGGUCAUUUAUUCCUGAGGUUGGUCACUUCCAUUCCCUGGGUUCAAAGCCAGCAGGAGCAGUUGGAAAGCCACAGCCUUGGCAAGCCUGUUCCCAGGGAGCACAACUGACUGAAGCAACUGGAAAAUUUAUGAGAACAACAUCCCAUAUUGAAGACCCUCACCCUCAAUCCUUCCGUCCAGCAGGAGCCAUACAAAAACCAGUAAGAUCUGCCUCGCAGCAACGAGCCCAGCUGAACACACCAGGUGGGUCUUCAAAUCUCAUGUCCAAGAGCAAACUUUUACCCAGCUCUAAGUUCAAAUCCAAUCAGCCCAAGCUAUCCCAGGUCAAGCUCCCUGGAACUAAAUCCUCCCAACCUGUGCCCUCUCAACUUAAACCUUCUCAGACAAAACCUCCUCGGCCCCAGCCUUUCCAAUCUAAAGCUUAUCCAUCUAAACUCACUCAGUCCCAGCACUCCCAAGCUAAGCCCUCACCACCUAUACCCACUCAGUCCCAGCCUUCCCAAUCUAAACCCUCUCCUCAAUCUAAAUCAUUCCAGACCAAUGCUUCACAGGCCAAGGCAUAUCACCCAAGAGCAGGGCCCAAAAGGGUAGGGAAGCAUUAA